AACCAGUGUAGUUUCGCUUAAGGUUUCGAGUACCCAAAAGUAUCAAGAUAUGGCUAUAACUCUGAUCCUGCUUGUGCUGUCAGUUCCAGCAGUUACUUCUAAGGGUUCACAUUCUCUGUCUUUGCAUUCAACAUACAUUAAAGGAAAAACAUUAUUUCCUGAAUAUAGUUACACGUUUAUGUUGGAUGAUGUUGUAGUAGGACACUUUAAUUCAAAGACACUGACAUAUGUUCCAAAAGGAAAUACUACAGAUGAAGAUGACGUGAUUGACCCACAACAUAUCAGCAUCAUAAGUAAAUAUAUAUAUGAUGAUUUUGAGGAGAGAUGGAUUGUACUGGAAGGGGGUAACCUUACAGACAGUCUUCAGGUUCAUCAAAAGAUGGUUCUGUGUGAACUGCUGAACAAUGACAAGCCAGGACAAAUGAUAAGCAGGAGUGCUUCCAAGGGCUUCACCACAGAUGAACUAUGUUAUCUUGAUGGCAAGUUUACUUACCAAGGAGGUUCUUAUUUCACACAGCAAGAGCUCAAACUACAUCUGCAACUGUCCAUGUGGCGUCAUGAGAAUUUGUAUUACCCAGCUUGCAUAAAAACUCUGAAAAAUUACCUCAAGAAGAGAAAAAAACAAGUUAACAGAAAAGUAAAACCCAGACUUAAAUUCAUCCAGAAAGCAAACUCAGAUUCUGGAGGGUUUCGUGUGAGUUGUUUGGCAACAGGAUUUUACCCUCGUCACAUCAACCUGACCCUGUUCAGAGAUGGGCAGCCUGUAGCUGAUCAUGAGAUCACUGGAGGAGAUCUGCUGCCCAAUGCUGACGGGACGUACCAGAUGAGGAAGAGCAUGGAGAUCAGUGCUGCAGACAAACACAAAUACACCUGCUCUGUCACACACCUCAGUCUGGACAACAAACUGGACAUUGAGUUGGAAUUUGACCCUGGUGAACCAUUUAAAUCAGUGAUUACUUUAGUGCUGACAGUUUUGGCUCUGGUGUUGGUGUUUGGGACACUGGUGUUGGUGUCUGGAAUCAUCAUAUGUAAAUGCAGAAGGAGACAAGCAGCUUCCUUAAAGAGUGAUUAUUCUGCUGCUUCUACAUCUGAAGAAAACAUGGACCCAGCAUCUUGAAGUUUAUGUAAAUUCUAUGAAGCUACUUUUUGUUUUCCAUAUUUUACUGUAGAUUAAUACAAAUGUUCAAAGU
This is a messenger RNA of Sinocyclocheilus anshuiensis, 1190 nucleotides long. Its product is annotated as BOLA class I histocompatibility antigen, alpha chain BL3-6-like. Gene Ontology annotation, cellular component: external side of plasma membrane. The transcript has 7 exons. The record is from RefSeq and is a predicted model, not a curated record. NCBI's taxonomy places the organism in Eukaryota, Metazoa, Chordata, Actinopteri, Cypriniformes, Cyprinidae. Bases 50 to 1117 code for a protein of 355 amino acids. Gene Ontology annotation, biological process: immune response.